Molecule: messenger RNA, 4389 nt
Organism: Lineus longissimus
Lineage: Eukaryota; Metazoa; Nemertea; Pilidiophora; Heteronemertea; Lineidae
Product: probable E3 ubiquitin-protein ligase MID2
Exons: 2
Coding region: 2209-4182 (657 amino acids)
Molecular function (GO): ubiquitin protein ligase activity; zinc ion binding
Source: RefSeq, a predicted model, not a curated record
CGCUAACUUCCUCGAGGACGGUCAACAUGAACCCACUAAGUUGUGUGGAACGAGGCUAGGGGACAAAAUGAUCUAAGUAAUAUAAUUGACGAGACCGCUAUGCGCCUGUAAACUGGAAAUGACCCUCAUCUGUGAAGAAACAUAAUUAUUGAGGUCAAAGCCAGCAGUAAUGACAGUUUGCUACACUGCGCAGACAUUAAUGCAGAGUCUUCAUUGACAGUUUUGAGAGAACGAUUGGACCUAUACGGACAUUCUCUAACCCUGGACUAUAAUGAUAUUAAUUCGUUGAAAAAUGAUAUCAACGAUGGUAUAACUCAUAAAUGCUGUGGUGGUCUCUGUCAUGAAACCCACCAUUUGAGUAUACGUGACGUGAUCAUUGGUGUAAAGCGGUUGAAGCGAGGAAAGAAAGAUAGUUUACCAGAAGUCGGAUCAGAUCACUUCAUUAAUGGUGGCCAAAAACUUCAUAUCUCUAUAUCAUUACUGCUAAGUUCUAUGACUGCCUAUUGGUAUUGUCCGACUGACUUUGCCAAGUCUACUGUUAUACCUAUUCCCAAGAACAACCGCAAGUCAUUAAACUCAUCCGAGAAUUAUCGAGGAAUAUCUUUAAGUAGUAUCAUGGGCAAAGUAUUAGAUCAUACUCCUUCGAAAGUAUGAAAAUGUAUUGUCUACUUCAGAUGCACAAUUCGGUUUUAAAAAGGGCCUGUCAACGGUUAGUUGUAGCACUGUGCUAAAUGAGGUGGUCGAUUAUCACAAUAUUAACUGUAACACUGCUGUUUAUUGUAUAAUGUUAGACGCAAGUAAAGCGUUUGAUUGCGUUCAUUUCGUUAGAUUGUUCCGAAUAUUAUUUAAAAAGGGUUUGUGUCCGUUGAUUGCACUGUUUAAUACUAGCAAAUUUGAAUACUAGCCAGCAAAUACGGGUUCAGUGGGGUGAUUUUUUGUCAGCAGAAUUCUCUGUAAAGAAUGGGGUAAAACAAGGAGGGGUGCUUUCACCUGUACUAUUUGGUAUAUACAUGUACCUUGAUGACUUAAUAACGGAUCUAAGAAAUUCAGGUUUUGGGUGCUACAUUGGUCAUCUGUUCUGUGGUGCCUUAGCAUACCACAGACCAUGUAAUCACCAUGUCUCCAACACUGUUCGGGUUGAAGAAAUUGCUAAAGAUUGCAAAGCAAUUUUCAAUUGUUUUUAAAAUAUCAUUUAAUGCUUCAAAGAGUAAGUUAUUGGUAUUUGGCCCUCAGGAUGAUCCACCCGAGGUGUUUUUUGAUGGCAAUUUAAUAAGGCCUUCCACUGAAGAAAUCCACCUUGGCAUUCUUCUUGGGCAUGAUGUCCGUCGGAGAAGGGUACAUGAAAUGGUCAAUGACCUCUACAAAAGAACAAUGGUAUCGGCACAAUUUAGAUUUGCUAACUUUGAAACUCGAUACCACUUAUUUAAGACGUAUUGUAUGUCAUUAUAUGGUUCCCAGCUUCUUGACUUGUCUGAGCCAUAUAUGACAGAUUUGUAUGUAGCGUGGCGAAAGUGUCCGUAAAAUCUUGUGUCUUCCAUACCGUACGCAUAAUGUCUCACUUUCAUAUAUAAUCCAGGACCUGUGUAUUCAAACACAAGGUCAAAAAAACGUUUCCUUAAGUACUUUUGUAGUAUCCUGAUGUCAGCAAAUGUUUUCUUAAACUUUAGCUCAAAAUCGAUUAUUCAGGGUAGCAGCUCGCCUAUUGGGAAAAGUGUUACAUGGCUCCUAAAUAUGUUUAAUUGGAACAGGACCCUCUUACCAAAUCUAAGGACGAUGCUUGAUAUAAUAACUGAACAUAGUGACAUGCACGAUCAAAUAGGGUAGCAUCCCAAAUACGAGAAUUGAUGGUUAUGAGGGAAUCUUUGGAUACAGGGAAAUUACUGACACACUUGAAUAUCUAUGUACAAUGUAACUAUACCAUAGGGUUGAUUAUGGGUAAUUGUACAUGUAUUACCUAUUCUUAGAUCAUACGUGUUUAGAGAUAUGCAUUCAGAAUUGUAUUAAUUAGUCAUCAGUUUUCAACGCACCCAGCACUAUUCACUGUAAUGCACUGUUCUACUACUAUGUACAGAUUGUGCACGAAAUAAACAUACCUAUAUAUAUAUUAGUAUGACAAUAUCUUCAAGUUGUGGAUUUCUUUAGCAGAGCUUAAAUCCAGGGAAAGGACAGAAAUAGUCUAAUCGGAAGUUGGAUGUUUCAGAAUUCAAGAUGUCCGCCGCGGACAGCAGCUUGAGCAGUGAAUUAGAGUGUGCCAUCUGCUCCGAUCAACUGAAACAGCCGAAGUAUAUCGGUCCCUGCAACCACACAUUCUGCAAGGAGUGCAUCGAUAAGUAUUGGGUCUCCCUGGGUUGGACAAGAACAAUUCCAUGCCCAGAAUGUCGCCAGGUAUGCCCUAUCCCGCGAAAUGGCGUGGAUGGCCUGAAGGAUAACUUCAAGCUCUCCAACAUCAUAGAGACAUAUGGCAAACAAAAACAGAAGACUGCUCAUCCAACGGAAACCAACUGUAUCAAGUGUCAGAAUGGAGCCUCGUCUUUCUGUAAAGAAUGCGACUUUAAGUUGUGCCCUGGGUGCAAAGGACAGCAUGAUAGUGACCCAAGCACGAAUGCCCACGAGCUCUUCGGACUGUGUCCGAUUCAUGGCAACGGACUACUGUUCUUCUGUAGCCCUUGUAAAGAAGCUGUCUGCAGUGGCUGCAGAAUAUCUGAUCACGAGCAGGAUGACCACCACGUGAUACCAAUCCGUCCAGUUGUUGGUGCUCUAAUGUCAAGCAUUCAAGCCCGUUUGGCUGAACUUGAAAACACGACUAUGACUGAAGUUGGAGAGCAAGAAACGAAACUGUCGCAGCUGCGUGAUAUCGUCCAGCAGAAGUCAACUUCUGCAGAGGUUCAAGAGACCGCCGACUCAGAUCUAAAAAUAGCUGUCAAAAAGAAAGAAAUCGGGGAACUCAGGGCAAAGAGUCAGCAUAUACAAAAGCAAAUCGAUAUCUUAGUAAAGCAAAAGGAAGAGGUGGACGAUAGGACAAAACAAUGUGUCAAAGACAUCGACAAAUUCGAGAAAGAGAAGUCAAAAACCAUCGCAGAUGUCAGAGAGAGAUUCGCCAAAUCAUCUGAGGAGAUCAACCUGCGUCUUCGAUCCCUUGAGACCCGUAGGCAAGAAAUGAAAACAAAAAUAGAGCAGGGCCGAGCAGUAGGAUCUACCAAGAUCACCACUGAUACCGAGAGCAUUGCUAAACUGACCAGUAUCAGUCAGGAACUCGUGGACUUAGUCAGAGCUUCAAGGGAAAGUGAUACUGUGACUGUGAUAGAGCAAGUCACGAGAUCGCUCAGUAAAACAAAGCGGGAUUUCCGACAACUGAAGAAGGUGUGUAACUUUACCUUUCCAAGACACCGGCCGUGUAGGGAAGUUUACCGAUUGAAGCAUCUACUUGUACCUUACUCUGGUAUUGCUAUAUUAGGCACAUCGGAAACUGAUUGGGCGGAUACGAUAUAUUUCCAUGACGAAGAAUCUUCUCCAUUGAUGGCCACAAUCACAGAGGGAGUUCACCUUGCUAAUGACAUGGCCGUCUUAUCCACUGGUGAAGUGGCAGUGGCAAGACAGAAAAAGCCGCCCAUUCGAGUGUUCAAGCCUGCGACUGGUGCAUACCGUGAUAUUAACAUCACAAGUGAUGGGGAGGUGAUUGGUAGGCUGUGGCGUGUUGAGACUGAUGAGUCUGACAACAUGUUUGUCUUAACUGUUAGCUUUAAUUCUCUUCUUCUUGUUGUAAAACCGAAUGGCAGCGUCAUUCAGAGUGUUCAGUUACUCGGUAUUGCUCACUAUAUGGCUUUCUGUUCACUGAAUAGAAUCCUAUAUAUCGCCGCUGGUGACAGGAUCGUGAGGUUUCACUGGAGUAAUAACAUCCUCAAAGAGAUUUCACCAUCUUUAAAUGGCGUGGCAAGAUUCCGUUGCUCGGAUGUUUGUAUUGGCAGUGGUGGCGAGGUGUUGGCAGCUGGUCAGAUGGGGCAUGGUGAUAUCGGUAUCUACCAGGUGACAGAAGGAGCAGAUGAGGAGGACAUGGUAUGGAGGGAGAUAGAGUAUCAAGAUGGCGUGAAGAGAACAUGUCGUUCCUCGCCACAUAUCUGCAUCAAUGAUGAUAAUCUCUGGCUUGGAUAUGAUGAAAAAAUUGACAAGUUCCAGUUGGUUUAAAUUUUGGUGAAGGAUUUACACGACCGCGUGUUUGUAUAGGCCUGCUUUCCAGUGUUGACACUAGCCUACUGUCUUAGCAGGAUAUGGCGUCUUCGAAACACCUGUUCUUCAUACAGAUUUGGCCCAUUCUGAGAGUGAAAGUGGUGUUCUGUGGGCCAAAAGUUAAAAACGGCCCUGAAUAACAUAAGAUAUGGGAUAAGAUACACA